AGACUAGUUAUGGUUGCUUAGCACAUUACAUAGCAUUCAGCUUAAUGUUCUGUCGCAGUCAUUGUCAUGAAAGUGUGAAGGAUCCUUAGAAUGUGGUUGUUGGUGAUCUGUUCAUUUGACUAUGCUCCAAAGACUAUGUUGUAGGUUAUUUCAGAUGUGGUCUGGGAACUCCUGUGAUUCGGCUUGAUUUUGAAUCAGCAGUUAUUAGUUCGUUGAACAGCCACCAGGGUGGCGCCACAUAUCGCUUACAACUUUUUGGGGGUUUCUUGUCGUAGGAAAGGGGAAUGGCCAACGAUUGAAAUUGUAAAAAAAAACAAAGGAAUUCAGUUAAACGAUUUAAUAAAUAGUAUGAAACAGAAAGGGUAGAAAGUAAAACUGUAGCACAUUAAGAUAGUAAAUAUAGGAGAGGAAAGUCUUCGAUAAUAUUCUGCAGAUUCUGAGAAUAAUAUAGUAAGUAGUGGGCUAAUUGCAUUAUAUAAACUAUACUUUUUUAAAGAAAAUUGUAUGGCAUGAAGAAAGAGUUCAAAGAAAUAAAAUAUAUGAGUUAUGAAAUGAUAAAUUAAUGAAAAAAUAUGAGUAAUGAAAUAAUAAAAAGUGGUGUCUGAACUUUGCAAAAUAGUAGGCUAAGUUGGCAACUGGGCUGCAUGUAUUUGGAAUUAGCUUGCAAGACUAUAUUUACAUAGUGCUUAAUUUUUGAGGGGUUGUAUUCUAUAUGCCGUGAUUUUUUUUUCCGGCAGUGGCUGCCUGGUCCCAAGGUUCCCCUAUUUAAGAGUUUGGACUGCACCAUGCUAACAGGUUUCAGUGCUCAUGGCAGUUUUGUGCGAAAGAAUACUCAUUAUUAGGUUUCUGAUUUGUUUAUCUGGAAAAAGUCCAAGAUGCUUUGAAAAUUGCUUUUUCAUUUUCAUAGACAUUCUUCUCUCAUUGUUUUCUUUAAUUGUGCUGUAUUUUCUCAUUUCAGACACUUUCGUCAAGAUUAUGAGCAUUUCUGGAGAUUUUUGCAAGAAAUUUAGGACUGAGGGAUAAAGGUGACAUACAUUGGUUGAUGUUACCAGAUAUUCUUGUCAAGAGUAAUAUUUAGGUAAAGUUUAUUGUCCUGGUAUAUGAAGUGUGAAGUCUGCUUUUAUGUAGCACAUUGACACCUAUGGUAACUACACUUUCCAUGAUUAGAAAAACUGAAGUGAAUUUGAAAAAGAUACUACUGCUCACAUGAAAAAGGAGCCAUUUGUGUGUAAAAUAUUGGAAACCAGUUUUGUUGGCAACACCACCUCAGAACUUGAAUGUCAGUUCGCGCUGGAGGGAGGCAGUUCAGAUUCCGUGAAUUUGGUAAAGCGUUUUCCCAGAAACAAAUUCUCUUGAAGUAUAUUGAAACUCAUCAUGAAAAGAAGUACUAGAAGUGGGAAAACUUUUUCUCAAAAAACUCAUCCGAACAGUCAUACGAGGGCUCACAUUGUGGGGAAUCCAUUCAAGUGUAAAUACUGUGGGAAAGAAUUUGUUCAGAACACUCAUCUUGAAAGUCAUAUGAAGGAUCACAUUAAUAAAAAGAAACCAUUUAAAUGUAAUGACUGUUGGAAAGCAUUUUCUCAUAAAGGUAAUCUUAACAUUCAUAUGAGGAUUCACACUGGCGAGAAGCUAUUUGACUGUAAAGACUGUGGGAAAGCAUUUUUUCAGAAAGUUCAUCUUAAGUAUCAUAUGAUGAGUCACACUGGAGAGAAGCCAUUUAAAUGUAAUGACUGUGGGAAAGCAUUUUCUCGGAAAGGCAGUCUUAACAUUCAUAUGAGGGUUCACACUGAAGAGAAGCCAUUUAAAUGUAAUGAUUGUGGGAAAGCAUUUUGUAGGAAAGAUCAUCUUAACAUUCAUAUGAGGAUUCACACUGAAGAGAAGCCAUUGAAAUGUAAUGUCUGUGGGAAAGCAUUUUCUCAGAAAAGUCAUCUUAAAUAUCAUAUGAGGGUUCACACUGAAGAGAAGCCAUUUAAAUGUAAUGACUGUGAGAAAUCAUUUUCUCAGAAAGGCAGUCUUAACAUUCAUGUGAGGGUUCACACUGGAGAGAAGCCAUUUAAAUGUAAUGAUUGUUGGAAAGUAUUUUCUCAGAAAGGACAUCUUAACAUUCAUUAA
Messenger RNA from Macrobrachium nipponense, 2112 nucleotides. RefSeq names its product gastrula zinc finger protein XlCGF7.1-like. The transcript has a single exon. The record is from RefSeq and is a predicted model, not a curated record. Bases 1375 to 2112 code for a protein of 245 amino acids. Lineage: Eukaryota; Metazoa; Arthropoda; Malacostraca; Decapoda; Palaemonidae. Gene Ontology annotation, molecular function: RNA polymerase II cis-regulatory region sequence-specific DNA binding; DNA-binding transcription factor activity, RNA polymerase II-specific. Gene Ontology annotation, biological process: regulation of transcription by RNA polymerase II.